AUGUCGAACUUACAACCUACGGCCCAAGGGACGAAAGAGCCCAGGCUACGCGUACCCAGCAAUGGCAAGACUAUCUACCACCGACCAUUAAACCGAUCCAAGGCGGCGGAACUAAGCCAAGCGAACUUUGCGUAUCUUUUUAGCGAGAUGGUUGUGUAUGCGCAGCGAAGGGUGAAAGGAGUUCAAGAGUUAGAGCACCGCCCUAACACGCAAGGACACCCUAUCGGCCUUAAACUCCUUGACCUCCUCCUCUACCGCCAACCGCCGCGCUCACAACUCCGCCCCCUAAGCAUCAUCUCCCUCCUAGACUUUAUUAAGCAAAUCGUUUGGCAGCACCUGUUUGGCCGACAGGCAGACCGUCUUGAAAAGUCUAUUGACCCUGACACGCCUAACCAGUACAGGAUUAUCGAUAACAAGCCUCUUGUAAACCAGUACAUUAGCGUGCCAAGAGAGAUAAGCGGGCUAAAUUGCGCGGCGUUUGUAGCAGGUGUGGUGGAGGGAGUUUGUGAAGGGGCGGAUUUUCCAGCCAGCGUUAUGGCGGUUACGGUUGGGGAGGUCAUGUUGCCUGGUAAGACGGUGGUUCGGGUCAACUUUCGGGAUGAGGUUGUUGAGCGGGAGGGCUUUUUGGGAAAGAGUUGA
Molecule: messenger RNA, 639 nt
Organism: Pochonia chlamydosporia 170
Lineage: Eukaryota; Fungi; Ascomycota; Sordariomycetes; Hypocreales; Clavicipitaceae
Product: SPP30 protein
Exons: 2
Coding region: 1-639 (212 amino acids)
Biological process (GO): endoplasmic reticulum to Golgi vesicle-mediated transport
Cellular component (GO): TRAPPI protein complex; TRAPPII protein complex; TRAPPIII protein complex
Source: RefSeq, a predicted model, not a curated record